AUGUUGUUGUCCGUCUUUGCCGUAGUCGGAGGGGUCGCUUAUUUUGCCAUGCUCCUUCCAUUGACAGGCGCGGAGGGGAACGUCCAUGACGUGGAACCCGGCACCCUUUGCCAUCCGUCGGCUUGGCUCCGGGGCAGGAAGCGCCGCGCACACUGCACGAAUUUCGGUCCGCUUCAGCCCAAUCCGGAGCACAUGAAGUGGACUGCGUAUGCUGACCUCUUUUCGCGGUUGGCCCUGGUGAUCAUUGCUACGGAAACCACCUACACGCCGUCGCGGAAUAUGUUUUUUUCGAUGACGGUGUGCGCCGCGACGGCGCUCGUCUUUGCCAUCAAGCCACCCUACCAAGACGCCACGAUGAGCGCAGCCGUCAUCACCACCAAGGUGAUUCAAACUUUGGCUUUUGGUUGCGGGAUGCUUGCUAUGCACGUUGACGAUGUCAGUUCCCUGACGGCGCCACUUCUCUUUUAUGCGCUGUCGUUCAUUGCGUGCGGCUCCCUCAUCAUGUACAGCGCGUGCUGUGCGCCGCGCAGCAAGUCGGAGGACGACGCCACCCCGACGAUCGCCGGGCUUCUGUGGGAUCGUGAGGCAUCGACCGACGCAGAGCAGCGCCAGCUGCUUCAAUGA
Molecule: messenger RNA, 624 nt
Organism: Prorocentrum cordatum
Lineage: Eukaryota; Dinophyceae; Prorocentrales; Prorocentraceae
Source: the annotation of a GenBank genome assembly